Molecule: messenger RNA, 1763 nt
Organism: Ilyonectria robusta
Lineage: Eukaryota; Fungi; Ascomycota; Sordariomycetes; Hypocreales; Nectriaceae
Exons: 3
Coding region: 135-1640 (501 amino acids)
Source: RefSeq, a predicted model, not a curated record
AGUCGACUCGUCAUCACAGCGCGGUCUCCUCAAUAUUAAACCCCCCUCCUCGCCAAGUAUCGCACUUGUUACCCAUGUCGCUCUAGGGCGCAACUCCCAACCUUCAGUUGAAUCCACAGUCCAGCAUCUUCAUAAUGGCCGAAGGCGAAUCACAGCACCACAUGAAGGAGGAGGCCAAGUGGAAACCAUGGUGGUUCUUCAGAAGAGCACGACGCGAUCCUUCAGCACCGCUCUCUUACCUGCCUAAUCCGCAGGCCUCGUAUGGUCAAAUAAGCCACCAUCCGCCAGGCUUUUCCCAGCGAGAUCCUUCUUCUUGGGUGGAGCCGCCUCUGGUCUCUGCGUUCGAAUUCACCGGAUCGCCGUUCCCAGUGAGCGGUCAGUAUAAUGGCAAUGAUGAUCCUACAUACAAUCAACAUCCUGCCCAAUCACAAUUGGGUCCCCCGCCAAUACGCAAUCCUGUCGAGCUUGGUUCACUGCCACUCGAGGACAUACCCGAGAUACAAAAGGUCAGCACACAAGGGACAUCCUCCAAAGCAGCAAGUACUGCCCCAUCGCGUCGAAAUAAGCCGUCCGCUUCAGUCCCCAAAUCAGGCUCCUCAAACUUCUCCACGGUUGGCUCAUCCACUGGCGCGACUAUCGUGCCUGUUCAAACUCCGAAGCAGGCGACCGAAUCAACUGACAAGAAGAAAAUUACACCUACCAUUUCCAAGGGAGAGCCAUCACCCAGACUUGCCUUGGACCCUGCCAUAUUCGAACGAAUAGAGCAGAUUACCCCGACCACGAAGCCAGGAACAAACGAGAGUUCCAAUCAUAGUACUGGGGCGCUUCCGUCCGGAAACUCCGGGAGCCUAGUGCCUCCAGUGUCAAACAUCCCUAUGAACUCGCCUAACGCGUUAAAGUACCUGCAUGAUCAAUGGACCGAGCAUCCUAGAUUAGAGCCUAAGGACGACUUGGAAGGUGACGAAUCCCCAUCUAUUACUGCCAAUGACGCCGGCUUCUACGACAUAAGCAAGCCGACCUGCUCGUUGAACCUCGUAUGCUACAGAUCUGGGGCAAACGGUUGCGACUUGCAGCAGGUUCAGUGUAUUCUGCGGUCAAAGUUUCCCAGCGAUGACGAGUUCCAGAGCGCGAUAGCGGCCAAUCCACACCUGAUCCAUACCGAUGCUCAGUUCUUCGACGAGAUUCAGAGGCUCUUUGCAACGGAAAUGAGUGGCUUCUUUCGUAGCUACUUCUCGCUCAAGUCCUUGCAAGCGUUUCGCGUUCUUGCCUACACGCCCACGACGAGGCCCGUAGUGGUGCCACUUGAUGACUUUGUCCUCCAAGAGAUGAUGUACGCAUAUCGAAACCCGAGCAAGCUUAAAAGCAAAGAUGAGUGGGUGAAAUGGGUCUUUAGACUGCGCCGUAAGGACAAGCGGCACGCCAUCGAGUUUGUCGAAGGCUGGAAUACAACCCGAAUCGCCGUUGCGGGGACAGUUCCUUGGCUCAGCUCAUGUCUAGUCGGUGUCAUAUGGGCAGUCAUUGGAGGAGACAUCCAGACGGCGUUUACUGUUGCCAGUUUCAUUCUAACUUCUUCGUCCAUCAUCUUGGCGCUUUUGGCUAUUAUCAGUAGUAUUGAGUCGGCGGGGAGAACAGUCACGUAGGUUGUCAGAACCAUGAUGUACCUGCACAAAUUUAUACACAAAAAAAUAUUUUUUGACCUUUCGUAUGUCUAUGAGACCUACAACCUCCCAUAUUUAAGUAGGCCGCUAUAACAUGAAAUCCAG